Suncus etruscus (white-toothed pygmy shrew) is the source of this 3663-nucleotide messenger RNA. It is a transcript of the gene LRRC53, whose product is annotated as leucine rich repeat containing 53. Gene Ontology annotation, cellular component: plasma membrane. Lineage: Eukaryota; Metazoa; Chordata; Mammalia; Eulipotyphla; Soricidae. The record is from RefSeq and is a predicted model, not a curated record.
AUGUUGAGAUUGGUCGCACUCUGUGGUUGCACAAAAGAUGUCACCACUCUCUGUCACCAGCUCAACUAUAUAAUAGCGAUAGCUGCUAUCUGUAAGAAAAAAAUAUUUAUCUACAGUACUGUAUCUCUGUGUCUUCCUUCUCCAUUACAGAAUGCCACAUUUGUGAAGCUAGAUUUCAUAAACAAAAAGAACAGCCCCUUGACCAUGAAGGUUUUAAUCAUCACUGCUGAUGGAUAUGUGUCCUCUAUAGAGGGCACCAGUUUCUCCCUCUUGUUUAAUCGUGUCUGCUCUCCUAAGCAGAAUGGCAUUGAAGAUGUUUGGAAAGAUGACCUACAAGGCUUUUCAAAGUUGCAGAUGUUAUUGCUGGAACACAACCAAAUAUCCAGGUCUUUUCACUCUCUCAGCAAGUAGCACUACCUGCAGGUACUGGGGCUUAGCAUCUGGAUUUUUCUAAUAACUAUUUCCAACGUUGAGAAAGAUGCCUCCCAGACCAAGCCUCAACUACAGGAAAUGGACCUUUCCAGAAAUAGGUUGGUCCACAUAUGCCAGAUGUUUACUCCAUGGAAACUGUUAGUCCUUCACAGCCUAUAAUGAGUGGAGCUGCACUUGGAGAUCCACUUCUUUCCUCAGUUAAACUACAAUAACUCUUCUACUUACAGACCCAGGAAUGUCAAAGAUCUAAACUGGCAGGCAUCCACUACAUCUAUGGCUGCUGGAAAGAGUGUGAUGAAGUUGUCAGAUAUCAACUGUGAUUCCAAGGCUCCCAACCUCACUCUGGUUCUAAAGGACGGAAGUACCCUACUUCCAGGGCAUGAUGUGGCCUUACUGACUGUUCUUGGUUUUGCAGGAGCUGUUGGUCUCACUUGCCUAGGCUUAGUUAUAUUUAACUGGAAACUCCAACAAGGAAAAGCAAAUGAACAUAUAUCAGAAAAUCUUUGUUGCAGAACCUUCGAUGAAUCCCUGUGUGCUCAUGAGGCAAGAAAUUACCAGGCUCAAGGAUACUGUAACUGCCACUUAACUCAGGAAAACGAGAUAAAGGUCAUGUCCACUGUGGGGUCCCGAAAGGAAAUGCCACUUUCACAGGAAAAUAGCCAUCAACUAGCACUGGCCCCUGAAUCCACAGUCCUUGACGGAUCAUUUAGAAACCUGAAAGGCAAGAGCCAUGGGGCAGACAGCACUUUCUUCUGUACUGGUGGCAGAUUGUUGAAGUCUGGAUGUUCAAAGCCUCCUGAGAAUAUGACAGCUUUUAAUGAAGCUGCCUUACUUUCAAGAUACUCUCCGGAAAGAUUUGAAAACCCAAGAUAUCUUGAGUCUGGGAAAGUCCAACCUAAAAGUCGUCUACAGCACAAAACAAUAGAUAUCAGCAAUGACACAUUUGGUAGAAGAUAUGCAACACCAGCUUCAGCCUUGGCAAGAGAAAGUCUUGAAAAGCAUUUCACAAAUGAAUCAUGGCAGCCACCAAUAGAAAAGGGAGACAAUGGCUUACAACCUCACAGGCAGAGACAUUUCAUUACAAGCUUCUCAUCUAAGCCUGAGGAAUGCUAUGCACAAAAGAUCUUAGAAAAACAUAAAUCAAAAUGUCAUGAUUCUUUUGGACUAUUGGAAAAGAACAGAACUGGGUAUUUUCAGCCAAGUAAUUCUCUUAUCUGUAAAUAUGUGUCCUGUGAUCAAUUUCUAGAUUAUAUGAAGGAAAGAAAGCCAAAUCAUAGGAAACAUUCAAAACCUGAAAAAGAACAACUCCAAAUUAACAGUGCAAUAGAAAAGUUCCUUAUGAAUGAAGACAAUAAGAAGUUAACAUAUUUACCAACAAAAAUCAAGGAAACAUAUACCCCAAAGAAGGUUCAUUUCCAUGAUUUUGAUUUAACUGAGAAAAAUAGAUUUGUGACUUUACACAAAAAAUCAACCCAUUUGAAACAGCAGGAAAAUACAAUCAAUUUGGAUCUCAAAAAAUGCAACAAAUCCCAGGAGAAAAAAAGAGCAGAUAUAUGGCUCACUGACCCACAGAUUCUGAAAAGAAAGAGAACCAAUCAGUCUGAUCUCAUAGGGAAAAUAAAAGGAGAAAAAUUAAGGAUCAAAUUAAAUUUACAUCCUUUUAGAAAAGUCAGAGUCCAUCCAGAAAAUACCUUACCUGUACUCCCAAAGAAACGCAAACGUGUCUUGUUAUUCCCUAAUAAAUUAUAUAAAGCUUCUGAGAAAGAAGCCAAAAUAAAACUUAUGACCUCUAUAGAUUUCCAUCAACAGCCAGAGAGUAACAACUAUGUUAGACUCACUUCAAAGCAGUUUCCUCUCAAACAUGCUCCAAAGCAGAACCAGUACUAUAAAAAAAUCACUAAAAAGGCCCUCUUGCUCAGUGCUAACAAUUUAUCUGUAGAAAGCCAAAGUCCUGCGAAAGACAAUAGCAACUAUAAUGGGCAUAUUCCACAUGAAAACUUAACAGUAUUACCUCAACAAACAUAUAUUCUAGCUGAGUACAAGGACUCACAUACUCAGUUCUCAACUGAGCAAAUGAAAGGUGCAACUCAUGUCUCAUUGGAUGUACCAAGUAAUAUAGCAGCUACUGGGAAAAGCACAGCAAAUGAUAGUUUUCCAUUUCAGCAUUCCAGGGAAGCCAAGGACCAAGGGACAAUAGAGUUCACUAAGAACUUAGAACAAAACAAAUUGAAGACCAGUGAACAAGUUUCUUGGUCCUUUGGGAAUCCAAAACAACUUCUAGGUGUCUAUAAGGCUGGUACCUACGAGGAAAAUCUUCCAGAUAAAAAUCAAACUUUACAACAUGUUGAACAAGAUUUAAGUUCUGAAAUACUUGGAGAUAAAGAAAAAACAAUGACAAAAUGCCAGACAUCACCUAAUAUAGCAGAAAGUUGUGUUAUGGAUGAAGGAAAUUAUAUAGGAAAAGAGUGUCUGAAAAUAGAAACAGGAGAUUCCUUUAGCAUUUCCCAGACACAAUUCAACAGCAACCUAACACUUAUGAAUAUAAAUUCUAUUCCAUACCAAAAUAGAAUAGAGCUUUCCAAGGAUAUAAGUUCUUCUCUCCAUACUCAAGACUCUUGGCAGCUAACCAAUAAGAGUGAAAAAGGAAUUGACAGCAUAAAUGCACUGUCCAGAGAUGAUGGCACUGAAGCACUAGAGAUAAAAAUAAUAGAGAAAGAAAAGAAAAAAACACCUGAUAAAAGCAAGGCAAAUUUUAGCACUCUGAUUCAGACUGCACAGAUGACCUUAAAAAGCACCACGGAAGUAAAGCAGCAGACUUGGGAAAAUGGAAAAAGAGAAAAACAUGAAUUAUAUGAUUCAAAUUCUGGUGAGACCACCAUUGUGGAUGUGAAUGUUAAAAGCUCCCAUGAAAUAGAAAAUAGAGUACCUGGUAGUGAAAAUGAUCUUCAAAUUAACAAAGAAAUACAUGAUUUGAGUGACAUUCAAAAUAUUCAACCAGAAAAAGAUAACAGAAUACACGAAGAAGAUGCAUUGACAAUGGAAACACAAGAAGCACUUACAUUCUUGCCAGAGCUUAAAAGCAGUAGUUUUGAGGCAGAAAAUGGAGUGGCUCUAAUUCCUAGAAAUAAUGAAGUUGAAAACUCUGCUCCACAACCUACUCUAUAUUUACCAUCUGCAGAAUAUGCUAAUGCAUCACUUUCAGAGACAGAACAAAGUGAACAAAAUAACUAA